Molecule: messenger RNA, 4140 nt
Organism: Ochotona curzoniae (black-lipped pika)
Lineage: Eukaryota; Metazoa; Chordata; Mammalia; Lagomorpha; Ochotonidae
Gene: YES1
Product: YES proto-oncogene 1, Src family tyrosine kinase
Exons: 12
Coding region: 237-1859 (540 amino acids)
Biological process (GO): cell differentiation; innate immune response; cell surface receptor protein tyrosine kinase signaling pathway
Cellular component (GO): extrinsic component of cytoplasmic side of plasma membrane
Molecular function (GO): non-membrane spanning protein tyrosine kinase activity; ATP binding; signaling receptor binding
Source: RefSeq, a predicted model, not a curated record
GGAGGUGGGGAGCGGCGGCCGACGGCUUGGGGAGCCCGGGAAUUCCCUCCUCCUGAAGUAACGAGUCCCGGGCGGCUUCUCUCGCCUUCGCCGGUGCCGGGCGCCCCAGGCUUUGGAGGUGGAGGAGGGAGAGGCUCACGGCGGGCCUCGCCUCCGCCCGCCAGCCCCCCUGCCCCAGCCCCGGGAGCUGCGGUAGCAGCGCCUCAUGAGAGCGCGGCCGCUGGGCAGAUUUGAUAAUGGGCUGCAUUAAAAGUAAAGAAAACAAAAGUCCAGCCAUUAAGUACAGAACUGAAAACACUCCAGAGCCUGUCAGUACAAGUGCCAGCCAUUAUGGAGUGGAUCUCAGCCCAGGGGCGCCGGCGGCCGCCAAGGGAGCAUCAACGGAUUUCAGCAACCUUUCCAUAACACCGUUCGGAGGAUCCUCAGGGGUAACUCCUUUUGGAGGAGCUUCUUCCUCAUUCUCAGUGGUGCCAAGUUCAUAUCCUGCUGGUAUAACAGGUGGUGUUACUAUAUUUGUGGCCUUAUAUGAUUAUGAAGCUAGAACUACAGAAGACCUUUCAUUUAAGAAGGGUGAAAGAUUUCAAAUAAUUAACAAUACGGAAGGAGACUGGUGGGAAGCACGAUCCAUCGCUACAGGAAAGAAUGGCUAUAUCCCUAGCAAUUACGUAGCACCUGCGGAUUCCAUUCAGGCGGAAGAAUGGUAUUUUGGCAAAAUGGGGAGAAAAGAUGCUGAAAGAUUACUUCUGAAUCCUGGGAAUCAACGAGGUAUAUUUUUAGUAAGAGAAAGUGAAACUACUAAAGGUGCUUAUUCCCUCUCGAUUCGUGAUUGGGAUGAGGUGAGGGGUGAUAAUGUGAAACACUACAAAAUUAGGAAACUUGACAAUGGUGGAUAUUAUAUUACAACCAGAGCACAAUUUGAUACUCUUCAAAAACUGGUGAAACACUACACAGAACAUGCUGAUGGUUUAUGUCACAAGUUAACGACUGUGUGUCCGACUGUGAAACCACAGACUCAAGGCCUAGCAAAAGACGCCUGGGAAAUUCCUCGUGAGUCUCUGAGACUGGAAGUGAAGCUGGGGCAAGGCUGCUUCGGUGAAGUGUGGAUGGGAACAUGGAAUGGAACCACAAAGGUAGCAAUCAAAACACUCAAGCCAGGUACAAUGAUGCCAGAAGCUUUCCUGCAAGAAGCUCAGAUCAUGAAGAAAUUAAGACAUGAUAAACUUGUUCCACUGUAUGCUGUCGUUUCUGAAGAACCAAUUUACAUUGUCACUGAAUUUAUGUCAAAAGGGAGCUUAUUAGAUUUCCUUAAGGAAGGAGAUGGAAAGUAUCUGAAGCUUCCACAGCUGGUUGAUAUGGCUGCUCAGAUCGCUGGUGGUAUGGCAUAUAUUGAAAGAAUGAACUAUAUUCACCGAGAUCUUCGAGCUGCUAAUAUUCUUGUAGGAGAAAAUCUUGUGUGCAAAAUCGCAGAUUUUGGUUUAGCAAGAUUAAUUGAAGACAAUGAAUACACUGCAAGGCAGGGUGCAAAAUUUCCAAUCAAAUGGACAGCUCCUGAGGCAGCACUGUAUGGCCGAUUUACGAUAAAGUCAGAUGUGUGGUCAUUUGGAAUUCUGCAGACAGAAUUGGUCACGAAGGGCAGAGUGCCGUAUCCAGGUAUGGUGAACCGGGAAGUGCUGGAACAGGUGGAACGAGGAUACAGGAUGCCGUGCCCUCAGGGCUGUCCAGAAUCUCUCCAUGAAUUAAUGAAUCUGUGUUGGAAGAAGGACCCUGAUGAAAGACCAACAUUUGAGUAUAUUCAGUCCUUCCUGGAAGACUACUUCACUGCUACAGAGCCACAAUACCAGCCAGGAGAAAAUCUAUAAGUAUCCUGUUUUAUGUGCACAGACCUGCCAAAAUAUAAAGAACUUGCGUAGAGUUCCUCACUUACGUAUGUAAGGAAUCAAAAGAAGAAAAUCUUCACUCUGCAUGUUUUAUAUGGUAAACUGGAAUUCCAGAUAUGGUUGCACAAAACCACUUUUUUUCCCCAAGUGUUAAGUACCAAUGAUGCAUUUUCCAACUUAUUUCAGGGUCCAAAGAAAGUAGAGCUAAGAAUGUUGCUGUGAUAGUGAAGGUGACAGCGUGGUAGUGAAGUGCAUCAGUUUACUGUCUAUAGAUCAUUUCUAUUGUUUUAUUCCCCAAACUCAUAAUUGUUGAAAUUAUUUAUUGUUGUAAUCAAAAUUUGGGAAAGCAAGGUUAUAGGUUAAAAUUGAGGAAUCUGGUGGGACCAAAUGAUUCCAUUCCAUUCCACUUUUAAAAAAUAUCUUGAAUUUAAAGUUUCUAACUCAGUAUUCAGUAUGCAUCUGAACAUAUGCCUCGUUUUGCAUGGAAAUGGACCAGGAUUUUAGCAACAAAGAAAGAGCCUAAGCAAUAUCAAAAAUAAUUAAAUGCUAGACCACACAUGUGGGUUUUGGAAACAGGAUACACUGUAUUCAUACUCAUGUUCAUGGAACUGGAAAGUAGAUUAAAACAUCUUCCACUUCAAUCAGGUUCUAGAUAGUUCCAUUUAGAAUCAUGAAGGUAACCAGAAAGUAAGUUAAUUUUUUAAUUUAAAAUUUGCAUUGAAUUUUUUAAAUGACAGUAUGUAAUUGAAAUUGUACUGUCCAGUCCACAAAGAAAUCUUUUAAUUUUUAAAUAGCAUAAAAGACCUUCAUCAUUUAGUGGAAAAAAAAAUAGACUUGGUACUGCGAGCGUUAUUGCUGUAUGGUAAUGGGUGCCACAAAUAGGAAACGUUGCUAGAUCAGGGACUCGAAUGCACUUUCGCUUGUAUUGAAUAGAGACUAACAGAGAUGGAAAUGUAUUUAAAAAAAUAUGAGAAAAGAUAAUGUGAAAGUUUUACAGGUAGAGGAUGGAAUAUAAUGUUUAAUAUUCAUGUCAUGGAGUGACAAAAUGGCUUUGCUGGCACUCAAAGCUCCCCUCUAGGCUAUGUUCUCAGACUUGAAUUUAUGAAUAUAAAACUAACAUGUACACUAAAUGAGUUUAUAUCUUCAAAUAGUGAAGUCAGGACUUCACACUAACUCCCGGCACAAAGCUUUUAUCAUGUCAGAUGUUUUCAAAUCCUUGUUUGAAUGAGUCCGUAUUCACUUUCAAAUUUACUUAAAUUUUCCCUUGUAUAGUUAAUUUGAUGAGGAAAAUUUAUGCUGCAUAGUAACAACAGUAAAGGGGGAGACAGUUUUUGCCUAUUUGAAGUGCAGAGUGAAACAUACAAAGGCAGAUCUUUAUUCACUUAGAAAUUCCAAAGUACAAAUUGAGUAGCAGCAUUACUGCUUUAACUGUCUUAAAGAGGGAAAAAGAAACAUAACUGAAAUUAAAAUGGUAUUUAUGUUUUAAAAUACUCCAUUUGUCAUACUUUAGAUAAGGCAUUAUCAAUUUUCCAGAUUUUUAGGAUAUAGUUUUUAACUACUAUCACUUAAAUAAUUUCAUCAUUAAAUUUGCAAUUCUGUGCCAUGAUAUCUGUGUUCAAAUUCAGGCCAUUGUAAAACAUGACACAUGAACUCCAUGCAAGAUGGCCACAGUUGUGGUACUGAAAGUGAUGGCUCUUCUGUUUACGUUGCCUGUUUAGUACUGAGUUAGUAUUGAAUGCCUCUGCUGAGAGGCUCUUUGUAAGAACAUGGCGGUCAUAGUUCACCCUUAACAUCCACAGCCUGUGACUCGAGAUUUUUAAAGGGCUUUCUGUGACAUAUUGUAACUUUUCUAAGCAUUUUUAAAAGGGUAACAAAAUCAUGUUCAUAUACUAAUUCUGAUUAGAAAAAUAAGCCAGGAGAAGCUGAUGGUGUUCUUUAGAGCUGAACUGAAUGCAGCAUUGCUUGAGUAACAAAUGUAUGGUAAGAUAAAACACUAACAAUGUGUAUUCAGUUUAAAUUGUUAUGUAUUUUUAAAUUGCCAAGAAAAAUAAACAUUUUUGUACAUUUGAAGAUUUUUUUUCCCCAACAGCUUUUUGUCUUCAAUGUCUUAAUGUGGAACUUAAUUAACCCUUACCAAAAAAGCAAGUUGGCAAUACAGCCUUCUAGCACAAACACUUUUUUAAUGAAUAAUGGUAGCUUAAAACUUAAUAUUUUUAUAAAGUAUUGUAAUAUUGUUUUGUGGAUAAAAAAUAAAAAUUAUUGU